CACACGGUGCAGUUCUUUCUGCGCAUGUUGAAAAACCCUGUCAGCAAAGACGAGAGCAUUUUUUCUUUUUUCACUGACUAAAUAGUGUUUUGAACAAACUGAAGCAGCGUGUCCCUGCUUGUCCUGAAAGGAGCUGCCGUGACUUGUUUUUAAAAGUAACAUGUUGUCUUGCUGCUCCCCUCCUCACAACCAGUUUAAACUUUAACUGUCUCUAUGGAAACUUACUGCACCAGACGAGAGAAGCCUCUGUGGAAAAGAGCAAGAUGCUGGUUGUGCUUUUUGGUUCUGUCCUUUGUGGUGGGGAUUUUAACCGUCUACAGUUCAAGUGUACUGAUGAAAAUAAGAUCUUUGUCAAACCAUAUUUACAACAAAGUACCCRCACCAGAAAGUGUACGUGUACCGGUCUCACUGCCCCAUCAACCAUCACAGACUGUUGACCACAGUCAGUACUUUGUGAAUUACCCACACAAAUACCGUUUCAUACUGGAUGAGCCAAUCAGGUGUCAGCAGGAAAACCCAUUCUUGGUUGUUUUGAUCCCGGUGCCACCACAAAGCAGAGGGACCCGAGACAUCAUCCGCAGCACAUGGGGGAAAGACACCACAGUGCUGGGCCAGGUGGUCCACUACUACUUCCUGCUGGGACUGUCCAGAGUUGGAAAAGGGAUGGAGCAGCCUGAGGAAGAGAUAUUACUUGAAAGCCAGAAGCACCAUGACAUUCUGCAGAGCGAGUUCUUGGACUCCUACAGAAACCUCACCAUUAAAACAAUGCUCAUGUUCGAGUGGCUCAGCACUCACUGCCCCAACACCUCCUACGCCAUGAAGGUCGACUCGGACAUCUUCCUCAACACACACAACCUUGUAGACAUGCUUCUGAAAGCCCCUCAACGUCUCUACCUGACAGGCUUGGUGAUAAGAGAGGCUCAGGUUCUACGAAAUCCAAACUCCAAGUGGUUUAUGCCUGUCACGGCCUUCCCCGAGCCGAUCUACCCCCCUUACAUCAUGGGACUGGGCUACGUGUUUUCACUGGAUCUAGCCAAGAAGAUACUGGAGGCUUCUGAGCACGUUAAAGCAGUUUAUAUUGAAGACGUGUACGUGGGUCUGUGCAUGAGACAUUUAGGAAUUGAACCAACAGGUCCUCCUCGUGGUGGUCUGUUUAUGGCUGAAAGGCCUUCCAGGACAGACUCAUGUUACUGGGCCUCGGUCAUCACAACAAUCCUACAGAACUCUGAGCAGCUGCUGGAAGUGUGGAAGGUGUACAAGACUCAGGCACAAAGUGGCUGUUAGACGUCUUUUCAAUGUAAAACAUUAAAACUGUUGCCGGACUGUCCGGCGCCAGAACAAGUCAGAACAUUUCUCUGUUUACAUUUCAUUCACAACUCUCAGGGGGUUAACUUUGUGCUUUGUUGGUGAUGUUUGAACUAAAACUGUGUUUCAGGGAGACAGAUGGGCUGUAGUGGCUGAGCAAAGCAGAGUCUGAAACUGUAUGUUUGUACAAGUAAUUUAAUAAAACUCUCAAACAGAAAUCA
Molecule: messenger RNA, 1526 nt
Organism: Austrofundulus limnaeus
Lineage: Eukaryota; Metazoa; Chordata; Actinopteri; Cyprinodontiformes; Rivulidae
Product: beta-1,3-galactosyltransferase 2
Exons: 4
Coding region: 214-1284 (356 amino acids)
Biological process (GO): protein O-linked glycosylation
Cellular component (GO): Golgi membrane
Molecular function (GO): N-acetyl-beta-D-glucosaminide beta-(1,3)-galactosyltransferase activity
Source: RefSeq, a predicted model, not a curated record